Molecule: messenger RNA, 234 nt
Organism: Chondrus crispus (carragheen)
Lineage: Eukaryota; Rhodophyta; Florideophyceae; Gigartinales; Gigartinaceae
Exons: 1
Coding region: 1-234 (77 amino acids)
Source: RefSeq, a predicted model, not a curated record
AUGCCCUGCCCUGCCACGGUCCCGCAUCAGACGUGCGUGGCUCAAAAAAAAAAACAUCGUAGCAGAAAUAUUGCUUCAGUACCAGGUGGUGAAAUUGUUGAAGCAAGUCUCUACGGAUCGCGGAUGCCCUGGAUGCGACCACCAACUCUUGCCGGUUGUCCCCUGUCGUGGGAGACCCACACGGACGUGAUUCCGGACGCGACAAUAGCUCGCUCGACGAGAAGAGCGGAUUGA